GGAGCAGUUGUGGCAGGAACCGUGGAACAAAGCAGCAGGCAGCAGAAGCUGAGCGGAGAGAGAGGAGCGCGCAUGAAUAACGCUCUAAAGAGAUCAGAGUCAUUCCCGUCACUCUCCGCCGGCCGCAGUCAUGUCGCGAUGCUGCAGCCUCACUGAAUGUCGUACAAAAAAGGAUGGACCCCGGCGAAACAGAAAGGAAAGCGGGUAAGGACCGAUAAAACACCUGAGGACCGCGGCGUCUUGGAGACCUUCCCACGGAGGAGAGCGCAGAGAGGGUGAGCGCUUCCAGUUGGCAUCAAGAUAGAAACUGGAUAAUUGUCGAUUUCCAUUUUGAGCUGAAUGACUUUAAAGUUUCUUUUAUUACUUUGCUAAAUGUUUGGAGCCAGAUAUAUUUUUUAAGCCAACCCUGGACGCCCUUGCGUUUUACGAGCUGUCCAAUGCUGUCCAAUGCCACGCAGCAAGGCGCACGCUGUCAUAAAAAUAAUAAUAAAUAAAAAUCAGCAUGAACACCUAAAGCUGCCCCUGAAUUUCAAGGACGUUCAACAAGAGAUCGGCCUGCCAGGGAAGAUUUAGAUAAUUACAUGAAAACUGCUGCUGACUUGGGAGUGCGGAUGCAAACAACAGCUGGAAAAUUCUUCCCCCUCUACAAACUAGAAUGUCGACCAUCUGCGCCGCUGAUGCUUAUGCUGCUGUUUCUUCUGCUGCGGGAAUCUGUGAACCGGGGAUUUUUGGAAAGGAGAUUUCUAAAGGGAAAAGUUUAAAAAAUGUAUAGCUGCACUUGCACAAAAAUGUUUUUUGUGACGAGCAGCCAGUGGAUGACCCAAUCCAAGAGAGAGCUGGUGCCUAGACAGUUGGCAUAUCCCGCAUCUGUGUAAAAAAAAAAAAAAACUCCAGCAGAAGCACAGCUGCUGCAGGCUGGGGAUGUGAUGGGGUGAUUGCUGACAUCCCCAUUCGCCUACCCUCCCUCUCUUACUGUAUAAGCGCCGUGAUUAAAAACAAUGGAUCAGAAUUUCUCAACGGUACGAGAUGGCAAGCAGCUCACUCCAGAGAGAGACUCAUCCAAGCGAGUCCUGACGGGAUGCUUUCUCUCCCUGCUCAUCUUCACCACGCUGCUUGGUAACACCCUGGUGUGCGCCGCUGUCACCAAGUUCAGACACCUGAGGUCAAAGGUCACCAACUUCUUUGUGAUCUCGCUAGCCAUCUCGGACCUUCUGGUGGCUAUUUUGGUGAUGCCGUGGAAGGCGGCCACAGAGAUUAUGGGGUUUUGGCCGUUUGGGGCAUUCUGCAAUGUCUGGGUAGCAUUUGACAUCAUGUGUUCUACUGCCUCCAUCUUGAACCUGUGUGUGAUUAGUGUCGAUCGUUACUGGGCUAUCUCGAGCCCGUUUCGUUACGAACGCAAAAUGACCCCUAAAGUGGCUUGCCUGAUGAUCAGCGUAGCAUGGACCCUCUCUGUACUCAUCUCCUUCAUCCCUGUUCAGCUGGACUGGCACAAAGCUGAGACCACCAGCUAUACAGAGCUAAAUGGGACAUACCCCAGCGACCUGCCCCCUGAUAAUUGUGACUCAAGCCUUAACAGGACCUAUGCCAUCUCCUCCUCCCUCAUCAGCUUCUACAUCCCCGUGGCGAUUAUGAUCGUCACCUACACCCGGAUUUACCGCAUUGCCCAGAAACAGAUACGGAGAAUAUCUGCCCUGGAACGCGCAGCGGAGAGUGCCAAAAACCGUCAUAGCAGUAUGGGAAACAGCUCAAACAUUGAGAGCGAGAGCUCAUUUAAAAUGUCAUUCAAAAGAGAAACCAAAGUAUUAAAGACGCUCUCAGUCAUCAUGGGUGUGUUUGUGUGCUGUUGGUUGCCCUUUUUCAUUCUUAACUGCAUGGUUCCCUUUUGCGAACCAAACCUGCCAGAUGGGUCCACGGACUUCUUCUGCAUCAGCUCCACCACGUUCGAUGUGUUUGUGUGGUUUGGCUGGGCGAACUCCUCCCUCAACCCCAUCAUCUAUGCCUUCAACGCAGACUUCCGCAAGGCCUUCUCCAUCCUCCUGGGAUGCCACCGGCUCUGCCCGGGGAGCAACGCCAUCGAGAUCGUCAGCAUUAACAACAACAUGGGUGCCGCUACCUCGAACCCCAACUGUCAGUAUCAGCCCAAGGGCCACAUCCCAAAGGAAGGGAACAACUCUGCAAGCUAUGUGAUUCCCCACAGCAUCCAGUGUCAGGAAGACGAAUUACAGAGAAAAGAUGGAUGUGUUGGGGAGUUCGAGGUGGGAAUGGUAAAGAACGCCCUGGAGAAGCCCUCCCCGGCCAUCUCUGGGAAUUUAGACAGCGACACCGAGGUCACACUGGAAAAGAUCAACCCCAUAACACAGAAUGGGCAACAUAAAGCUGUGUCAUGUUGAGGAAACCUUUGCAAUGAUGGAUCGAAACUCAAUGAGACAAAAGUUCCAAGACGACAAUAAAACAAACAUUAGGGACAAGGAUCUCCAAGAAUAUGCCUGACAGGAAAACAAGUGACAGGACUCCAGACUGUCAACAAAAAUCCACAUAGAAAAACCUACAGAAUGUUAAAAAGUAAAGGCACUUUAUCCUGGAUAUAACUAUCUGCAAAAUACGUUCAGCAUUUGUGGAUGACAUCCUUAUAUUUGAUGAUAAAUGUUGAUCACAUGUAUAUUAAAGCAGAAAAGCAGUGCAUAUGCAUACAUCUCUAAAAUAUCUCCUUGGAUGUAUACAUCUGCAUGCAUGUACUGUACAGAUCAGCAUUGACAAUUCUCUGAAAGGACUUAAACACAUUAUAUUCAGCGGGGGAAAAUGUAGUAUUAGUGAAAUAUCAUGUAGGUAGGUGCUUUGUAGGUGUCACAUGAAAGAAAGAGCAAUGUGGAUAAACAGGUGCAGUAAAAUUAGUUGCUUAUACGUUUUUGUUUUUUGUUCAACUCUUCAGUAUUUUGUUGCAAAAUUGACAUCUAUAUUACAGUGGUUAUUUAUUAAGCUUUUGACAUUUCUGACAUUUCUGUAAAUGCCAAAGUAACAGUGUACUCUGAGUUAAGCCUAAAUAGGCUCUGUUAGAGUCUGAUCUUGGGAUUAAGAUUUUGAUGAUGAUAUGAUGAAGAUGAUGUGUAUGGACAGAGAAAGAGAGAGACAAGGAAAUUGAGGAAUUACUGGUGGGAUUUUUGCCAUCUCCUGUAUCCCAUUUCUGAUCAAAUUAACGCCAAGUGGGGCUGAACAAACUGUCUUACCUAAAACCAUCCUGAGUUUCUUAUCUCCUACCCUUCUCGUAUUUGCUUUACCUCCUAUCUGCUGCUUAUUAAGCAGUCAUUCGAUCUCUUCUCAUCUUCAUUUUCCUGUUCUCGUUUACCUAGUCUGCAAAUCCCAUUCUCCUUGACAAUGCCCCUCUAUCGUGCUCUUUGUCAACAGGCUUCUUUUUUGCACUUUAGCUAUUGUGUUUUUGUCUUGACUUUCUUCACCAUCUCUUUUGGCAGCCCUCUAUUUUAGGUACUUCGUCUGCCCGCUCGGAGUGGUGCUAAUGAUUCUUUACUUGGCAAAUACAUUUGCCAAGUAAAGUAAUGUUUAAAUUAAAAUCUCCAUUGCCAAGGAUGCAGAGAGGCCAAGGAUGCAAGUUCACCAAGCUGAAAUACAUGUGACACUUAGUGACCUUUUGCAAACUUGCAGAUAUCAGAUUUGUAAAUUGCUCAUGCUGGGAGCCGUACUGUGCUGUAGUGGUGAUGUGGAGCACGCAGUGUGAUAGAUUGCUCCAUUUUGCAGAUGUGGAGUCACAGACGGUGCACUGUGAUGAGGGUUAGCCUUGAGCUGUCAGACAGGUUUUGUGUCUUUCCACAGCUGUACUUUAAAAACAAAACACUCCUAAAUUAGGACUAAUUAGGAAUAAAUUGGGGUAUUUCACAGAAGGAGAACAUUAACUUCUUCUUAUAGAGUUCUCCAGCUAAUGCUAGUUCAAAUACAGCUGCCUGAGUAAUGGUUCUCAUUUUCACUGAAUUUCCAUGAUUGUGAUCAGAUGUACUGCUUCCUGAACAGCUGGAUCUUAACUAACUUGGUUAAGAAACGAUAAUAUGCUGACAACAUAUACUAUGACAUGUUUACCAUUGUUUUUUUUAAUUUAACAUUAUAUGUUUUUUUUUUCAAGUUUUGUUUUUGUGUCACUUCUUUAGCUUACAAAUAGUUCAAUGGCAACCACAUUAGGACAAACUGAGACAGAUUUGGAAAACUGUUCCACUGGUGUUGCCCAGAGUCAGCCGGUGUUAGGUGGGCCUCUAUGUCCUGAUUUUUAAUAAUUGUUGAAUAUCUAGCCCACAUAUAUACCACAAACUUAACACUAAACAGAGAGUUUAAAAAUCUUUUAAGAAUCUCCACUUUGAAAAGAGUUUUUAAAAAUCCGUUUUUUUUUUUUUUUUUUUUUUUUUACCAAUAUUGUAAAAUAUGUGGGUUAAUGGGGACAGGGCCUUUGCUUGUUAGGAAAAUCCCAAAUUUGACAAAUAAGCAAAAUAAUAUGCAUCCCCUUAGUUACAGUUUUGUUAGUCGUACAUACAAAAACAGAUUUGUAAAAGAUUGGCAGAGGAAAAUGCAUAUGCAAGUGCAGCUGACAUAAUCAAAGACAGUAGACGACCAACAACAAUCAGAAGUUUAGUCCGCAGCUUUGAUGCCGAUCCAUUAAAAAAGCCUUAAUCGACAUUCUGAGCCACAACAUGGGAUCAGAUCAGACAUCUCUAAUCAAAACUUUACAAACAGAAAAUAGCAGUUACAGCAAAACAGACCAUAGGACCAAAUUAUUCUAUUUCAGUUUUAUUUGCAUUUUGUUUCUUAGUAAAACAGAAACAUAACCUCUUCCUUUGUAAGUUACAAAAGACAGCUUGUUAUUUAAUAGAAGAGAUUUCAAACAUAAUAAUACAGCAAAGGAAUGCAGGCAGCAAAGGAAUGCAGGCAGACUGGUGGAAAUAGUUUUAUUCAGCAUAAAAAUAUAAUUAAAGAUAUUCCUGUUUCAUAUACAGUACAGACCAAAAGUUUGGACACAUUCUCAUUCAAAGAGUUAUCUUUGUUUUCAUGACUAUGAAUAUUGUAGUUCCACUCUGAA
Messenger RNA from Girardinichthys multiradiatus, 5074 nucleotides. RefSeq names its product dopamine receptor D1b (gene drd1b). NCBI's taxonomy places the organism in Eukaryota, Metazoa, Chordata, Actinopteri, Cyprinodontiformes, Goodeidae. Gene Ontology annotation, biological process: G protein-coupled dopamine receptor signaling pathway; adenylate cyclase-activating adrenergic receptor signaling pathway; vasodilation. The transcript is spliced from 2 exons. Gene Ontology annotation, cellular component: plasma membrane. Bases 999 to 2390 code for a protein of 463 amino acids. Gene Ontology annotation, molecular function: dopamine neurotransmitter receptor activity, coupled via Gs; G protein-coupled receptor activity. The record is from RefSeq and is a predicted model, not a curated record.